Messenger RNA from Emiliania huxleyi CCMP1516, 1440 nucleotides. RefSeq lists its product as hypothetical. The transcript is spliced from 2 exons. Gene Ontology annotation, biological process: calcium ion transmembrane transport. Gene Ontology annotation, molecular function: ligand-gated calcium channel activity. Bases 1 to 1440 code for a protein of 479 amino acids. The record is from RefSeq and is a predicted model, not a curated record. Lineage: Eukaryota; Haptophyta; Isochrysidales; Noelaerhabdaceae.
AUGGGGGCGGCCGCUUCCAACAAGUCCCAAGCGACCAAGGCCGUCGUAGUGGCCAGUACGGAGCACUCGGGAUCUGUCCGCUUCCAAGGGGCUGCGAGGCAUGUUGCGCGCUGGGUCAAGCUACCCACCAGCUGCGAUGCGGCAAGCGUGGGGAACCUUCUGCUGAGAGACUGGCGCCUGCAGCCACCCAGCGCAGUGGUCACUCUGGUCGGCCCCAACUGCGCCGCCGACGCAGUUGGCAUCACUGCCCCAGACGCCGCCGGCAUUGGUCCAGAGCAGGUGAGCGCCAUGACCCUCGAGGAGGGGCUUAGGCUCGCCACCGAUCUACCUCUGCAGGAGUUCCGCGACGGGCUACGCGGUGCACUCCGCGUGAGCAAUGCGUGGCUCAUCACCGAUGGCGUCUCUGAGGGCGUCGGCGGGCUUAUCGGCAGGCCGAGGCCGACGGGCGGGGAGGUGGAGGACCUGCCCUGCCUGGGGAUUGCGUCGUGGGAGAAGGUUGCUCAGAGGGGCGAGCUUGCCAAGGCGCGGACGGGGCGCUGCGUCAUGUACGAGAAUCCAAAGGGCACCUCGUACGCUGGCCCAGACGAUCUGCAUCUCCAGCCUCGCCACUCUCACUUUCUACUCCUCGAGGAUGAUGCGCGCGGUGGGAAAGGAGACGGGCGUGGCCGGCUGCGAAAGGGUCUCGAGAACUUCAUAAAUGAGGAGGACCUCUCCGGCGAUGGUGUAAAGACCCCCAUCGUGCUGCUCGUUGUUAAUGGCGGCGCCGAGACCCUGGAGCGCCUCUGCGAUGCUCUGAGUGAGGAGCCUCAAGACCCCAUCCUAAUCGUCGCUGGCACUGGAGGUGCGGCCGAUGACAUCUUUGCCUACCACAACUGGCGGUCCCGGCAGGAGGGGGAGAGCCGCACGCAGGGCGACUCUGGCGUCCCGGGUGAGCACGAGGCCGCACAAUGGCUCGCCGCCGGUCCCGGCCGCUCGGCAGCUUACCUCGAUGCAGCACGGCGGUUGGUGCCGCGCAUCUACGAGCGCGGACAGCAAAAGGGCCACAACUCCAAGGCAGCGCUCGGAUUUUACAGCUUCUCGAGGGGCUAUGAUGAUGCCGAUGCCUUCAAGAACGCCAUCCUUGCCAGCCUGCUCGAGAGCUGCAGCAAUGGGCACCGGCCGGCACCCGUCCUCGGCGCGUCCCGGCGAGCCAGCCGCCCCGCGGUCACCAGAUACAUCGAGCGCAACGCGCCCCCAGCCGGCCUUCAGCCGCCGGCGAGCAAUCCGUCGCCCUCUCGAGCGGCGGUGACCGCUCCGCCAUCCACCUCAACACCUCUUGUGCCACCCAGCUACACAGAGGCCUUCUUGGCAAGCCUCCCCGGCGCGGGCACCGCGGACGCGGGGCAGAGAGCGGCGCGGACGGGUGCAGAGGCGGGAGAGAUUGGGUCGGCGCCCCCAUGA